Molecule: messenger RNA, 2874 nt
Organism: Microplitis demolitor
Lineage: Eukaryota; Metazoa; Arthropoda; Insecta; Hymenoptera; Braconidae
Product: alpha-tocopherol transfer protein-like
Exons: 5
Coding region: 285-1190 (301 amino acids)
Cellular component (GO): membrane
Molecular function (GO): phosphatidylinositol bisphosphate binding
Source: RefSeq, a predicted model, not a curated record
GGUCAGAGCUCAAAUACUCGGGAGCCCAUUCUCGUUUAUAAAGAAGGCGUCGCAUUUACACCUUACACACCAGCUUAACUUUUUAUUCUAUUUUGUAUUGUUUAUCAGUAACUAUUUAUCGUUAUCAUCAUAUUAAUAUUUUAACUUAAUGAGACAAUACGUUUUUAAUAGCUUUAAAUAAAAUUUUAGUAGUACAAGUAACUUUUAUAAAGCAGUAUAUGCCAAUAAUAGUUAUUUAUUGUCUUUAGUUUGGCUGAAAAAAUACUUAAAGAAAGGCCGAAACCAUGUUGACUGAUAUGGAACAAAUGCCCUCCAUCAAACUCGGAGAUUUCGUUUUACAAUUUGAACUUGGGCCGCCGGCGCCAGAAAUCCAAGAAGUCGCUAAAAAAGAAUUACGUGAAACACCAGAAAUUCAAAGGAAAGCAGUAGAAGAAUUAAAAGAAUUACUCAAAAAAGACACAGAUCUGAAAUGUCCACUGCAUAAUGAGUCAUGGCUCAUAAGAUUUCUGCGACCGUGCAAAUAUUAUCCAGAGUCAGCCCACAAACUCGUACGAGAAUAUUAUUCAUUCAAAGUAAAACAUGCAAAUGUAUAUGAUGGAUUAAAACCAAGUCGUGAAAAAAAUAUAUUUGAGCACAAUAUUUUAACUGUACUUCCUAAUCGUGAUCAACACGGGCGUAGAAUAUUGAUUAUUGAACUUGGAAAAAAAUGGAAACAUAAUAAAGUAUCUUUAGAUGAAGUAUUUAAAGGAUGUGUGUUGUACUUAGAAGCAGCCAUGCUAGAACCAACAUCACAAAUUGCUGGUGCGGUAGUAAUAUUUGAUAUGGAUGGCUUGAGUUUACAACAAACUUGGCAAUUUACUCCGCCAUUUGCUAAAAGAAUUGUUGAUUGGCUUCAAGAUGCAGUACCAUUAAGAAUUAAAAAUAUUCAUAUUAUUAAUCAACCAUAUGUUUUCAAUAUGGUAUUUGCGUUAUUUAAACCUUUCCUCAGGCAAAAGUUGAAGGAUAGAAUCAUAUUCCACGGUACUGAUCGUAAAUCUUUGCACAAGUACUUAUCUCCAAAAUGUUUACCUGAGUGCUAUGGUGGAACUCUUUCAAUUCCAAGAGUUACAGGAGCACAAUGGCUUGAAUUAUUAUUAAUGUGUGAUCAAGAAUAUGAAGCAAUUAAUUCAUAUGGCAUCAACAAGAAUUAAUGUAAUUUUCUAAAAAAUUUAAAUUAAAGAAAAAAAUUAUGUGUAGAUAACAGGCUUAUGUUCCAUAAAUAAAACAUAAGCCUGUCAAUGGUUAAAAAUAAUAUGAAAAUAUCAAUGAUCAAAUAUUUGAUUUGAUCUAAUAUAAAAGUUUUUUGAUACUUACUGUUUGUACAAGUAAAAAAAAUGAUAUUAAAAUUAGCUUUUACAGAUAAACAGUUGGAAUUUUCGCUCUAAAUCUUUAGUUUAAAAAUAUUAUACGUGAUCUGUAAAUUUAUGUUCUUUAAAAUUAUUAAAAAUUCAUCGAUAUUUCUUUGUUGCUCAAAUUUAUGAUAUUAAAUCAUGUGCAGGUGCAAUAUUUUUUUCAGGCACAAAUGUCGAAGUUGUAGAAUCAAUUUAGGCUAUUUAAUUCUUAUUAAUAGUUUUUAUAGUAAUUUCCGUGUGUGAUGUGGAAAUGAACAAUAUGUAGAGUGUAUAAUAAGGAAUAAUUAAACAUUCAAAUUAGUAUAAUGUAAUUGAAGUAUAAACAUUUUUUUUGUUGUUCAUAAAUAGUUACAUCUAACUAUUUAAAAAUUAUUUUGAUUUUGUAAAAAUUUAUAAUUUCUAUGAAUGUAAGAGUCAUCAAUUAAAAUUAAUAUAUCGCAAAACUCUAACGGAAUUUAUAUAAAGUGCAAUUACUAACUUUUUUGAAAGUAAUCUUAAACUCAUUUAACAAAUCUUGAAUUUCGAGUAUGAGAAGAGUAGAAAAUGUAUUAAAUAGAGUCAAAUGAAAUCGAUAAAUGCUUCUCUUAGACAGUACCCGAGAAAAAAUGUUUAUAUAUAAUCACACAUAAUUAUAUAUAACUAUAUAUGAUCAUAUAUAAUUAUAUACAAUCUUGUAUAUAUAUCCAUAUAGAAUUAUAUAUAAUUAUAUAUGAUUAUAUAUGAGCAUACAUAAUACAAUAUGUAAACGGAGAAAGUCAUAAGUAGCUCCAUAUAUAUUAUAUAUGAUUAUAUAUAAUACUAUUUCGAGAAAUUUUUUUCAUAUAGAAUCAUAUAUAAUUAUAUAUAAUCUUAUAUAUAUAUAUCCAUAUAUAAUUGUAUACAAUCAUUAGGGUGUUUAAAAAAAAAAUAAUUUUUUUUUUCAUGGUAUUCAAAAAUUGAAAGUACCCAGUUUUUCAAUCGGUUGAAUUUCAUAUAAUUUUGUGAAAUUAUUCAAUGUUUCCCAAAAUUUAAUAUAAGUUUUUUUAAAUUUCACAUCACAACAGAAAAUCAAAAAAUUUUAAGGAACUUAAUAAAAUUUUAUAUAAUUAUCAUCGAGGCGGACAAAAAUAAAAUUUCAUAUAAGUUCAUGGAGUUUUUUUAAAUUGUGUAAAAAUCCAUUACGAAAACUUAUGAACUCGGUCUUUACCGGCAUUUCACUCUAAAUACAUCAAUUAAGCACAUGACUUGAACUCUCGUGAUGUGGACCAGUGAUCAACGUUCAGGGUUACCAGCUAAAAGAAGCCGUGUUCGAACCCAGCAGAUGUUCCAGGAUUUUUUCAUCAUUUACUGCUAUCAAUUCUUGUUUCUGAAUUUGAAAUGCGUUCGCGCGAUAAUAACCAAAUCAAAAAUUUAGUAUUUAAUUUUUUUUUUUUUUUUCAAAAAUAUUUUUUAAUUAUAUAUAACUUGAUUAUAUAUAAUCAUAUAUGAAAAAUGGCCAAAUAUA